Molecule: messenger RNA, 4973 nt
Organism: Pseudopipra pipra
Lineage: Eukaryota; Metazoa; Chordata; Aves; Passeriformes; Pipridae
Gene: FOXD1
Product: forkhead box D1
Exons: 2
Coding region: 560-1807 (415 amino acids)
Biological process (GO): regulation of transcription by RNA polymerase II; cell differentiation; anatomical structure morphogenesis
Molecular function (GO): DNA-binding transcription factor activity, RNA polymerase II-specific; RNA polymerase II cis-regulatory region sequence-specific DNA binding
Source: RefSeq, a predicted model, not a curated record
CUCUGGGACUAAGCCCCAGCCUUUUCACCGUCUUUCCUAAGGCCCGGCAAGCCACCCCCUACGCCCUCCCUCCUCGCCAGCCUCCUCCCCUCUCCUCCUCCCAGGACUAGGCGCACUCCCUCCUGCCCCCCAUCCAUUAAUGUCUGGGCUUUGAGGUGAGGAGAAAGAAGGGGGAACCGACUUGCAGGAGCUGCGGCACAGUCCCCCUGCGCCCACAAACCCCGACCCCAACGGAAAAAAAGCUGAGAAGGAUCCCCAAAAAGGGGGAGGGGAGGGAAAAAAGAGAGAGACAGACAGACAGAGAAAUCCAAACAGCAGCAAAAAAUACCCCGAAACAAAACCCAAGCCAGCCGCCGCCUGUGAGCGAGCAGCGGGAGCGCUCCCGAGGCGCGGCAGCGGCGCUGGGGGCCGGCGCGGCUCGGAGCGGCCCGCCUGCCCGUGGCGGCGGCGGGGCGGCUCUUCGCGGAGCGACGCGGAGGCCUGGCGGCGGCGGGGAGAACGCCUGCCCGCCCGCCGCGCCGCGCCGGCCGCCACCGAUGCGCUGCCCCGCCGCCGCGCCAUGACCCUGAGCUCGGAGAUGUCCGAGGCGUCGGCGCUGGCUGAGGAGACCGACAUCGAUGUGGUGGGCGAGGAGGACGACGAGGAGGACGACGAGGAGCCGCAGACCCGCCGUCGCCGCCGCUCCUACGCCGAGGACGAGGAGGAGGAGGAGGAGGAAGAGGACGAGGAGGAUGUGGGCGAUCUCCACGACGCCGCCCUGCUGCCGCGAUCGUCCGUGCGCGGCGGAGGUGGCGGCGGCGGCGGCGGCGGGGCGGGCGGCGGGGACAGUGCCGGCGGCUCUCGGCCCCCCUCGCGGGGUGGCCCCCAGAAGGCGACGGCGAGCGGCGGCGGGGCGGGCGGCGGCGGUGGGGCGGGCGGCGGCGGUAAGAACAGCUUGGUGAAGCCGCCCUACUCCUACAUCGCCCUCAUCACCAUGGCCAUCCUGCAGAGCCCCAAGAAGAGGCUGACGCUGAGUGAGAUCUGCGAGUUCAUCAGCGGGCGCUUCCCCUACUACCGAGAGAAGUUCCCCGCCUGGCAGAACAGCAUCCGCCACAACCUCUCCCUCAACGACUGCUUCGUCAAGAUUCCCCGGGAGCCCGGCAAUCCUGGCAAGGGCAACUACUGGACGCUGGACCCCGAAUCUGCCGACAUGUUCGACAACGGGAGCUUCCUGCGCCGCCGAAAGCGCUUCAAGCGGCAGCAGCUCCCGGCUCCCGAGCUUCUGCUGCGCGCCGUGGACCCCGCCGCCUUCCUCCCGCAGCCCCCGCCGCAGCCUCCGCAGCAGCCACCCUGCACCUACGGACCCUACGGCUGCGGCUACGGUCUCCAGCUCCAGCCCUACCACCCCCACUCCACUCUCUUCGCCUUCCACCACCCCUCCCCGCCGCCCCGCCAACCGCCCGCCGCCCCUGGCAGCGCCCCCGGUGCGGCGCUGCCCCCCGCCGCCGCCGCGCCGCCGGGCCCCUUGCUGCCGGCGGCGGAGCUGGCACGGACGCCCUUCGGCUACGCGCACCCGCUGGGCACGGCGCUGGCGGCCUCGCUGCACUCUGCCAAGCCCGGCAGCGGCGCGGCGCUGGCCCGCUCGCCGUUCUCCAUCGAGAGCAUCAUCGGGGGGGGGCCCGGCCCCGGCGCGGGCAGCAGCUGCGCCUCGCAGUCGGCCGCGGCGCCGGGGCUGGCCCGCUCGCUGGGGAGCGCCGGGGGCGGUGUGCCCCCAGCCGCCGCCCUGCCCGCCGCCCCCGGCUUCGCGGCACGGAUCUCUAACUGUUAAGUGUUUGGGAGUCUUUCCGAAGCUUGUUGCCAGUGGCUCCCUCAUCCGCAGCUGUAUUCCUCCCACUUCCCUUGGCGCCGGCCACACGCACCAUCGGAAUCCGGGCACGGGCAGGAACCGGCUGCCUUGUGCUCGCAGCCGGGCGCAUCACGAGCAGGUAGGUGUCUGCUCGGCCUCCGCCGCCCCUCACCCCCAGGCUCCGAUGAUCUGCCGCAGGUGAUUUCAGAGCCUCUACGCCCUUCUCCACAAGUCCUUUCUGCUCUGCAACCCCCACCGUGAGAGCCACGUCGAGCAGCCGCCGUGGGCUCUCUGCUCUCUGCCCGUUCCUGCCCUGCAAGGCACGACAAAGAUGUUUAGGAGACAUUCGCCACAAGUGUGUAUGUGUGUGUGUAUGUGUGUGUGUGUGUGUGUAUAUGUGUGCAGGCAAAUGGCACUCCAGAAGGUAACAAGCUGCUGCCGGAUCCAUGCUGCGGCAACAACCAUUCUCAAUGCCUCUUUAAUCUCAGUGCCAUCUUUAUGCAAAUGGGUGCAUGUCGAUUUUGGGGACAGGCAGAGAAAUGCAGGCGAGCCCCAAAUCGGUAAACCUCUCGUUCCUGUUUUUCACUUGCAGGACAACUCUGGUCCCCACCGCCGGCCCCCGCCCGAAGGUGUGCUGUGAACUACCGGCACUGGAGCCACGCCGGACCCCUGCCCGCCGCCCGGCCCAGCUCGCCGCUCAGUUCCCGGCACGCUCCAGAAGAACAGAGGCAAAGGCUGUGGGGCUUGGGGGGUGCACACCUCAGCAACCUCAGACCAGCCCGGCUGCAGCAGCAUGGGUGGCACCGAGGGCUGUGCACGACCGCGCAGCGGCGCAGGGCCUCCGCGGCCUCGGCGGUGCUGCCCGUGGGAGCGGGGAGGCACCCGGCGGCGUCUCAGCGAGAAUCACCGCGUAAGGCACACAGAAGCUGCACAUUGUAAGAUGUGUUCUAAGUGCAGAGCUCCGGCUCCGCGGACUGUCGCGGCGAGGGACGGAGAGGCACACACUGCGCUCUGCUCCACGGAGGAACCUACCGGCUAGGCCUCGGAGUGCACAAAAACUAGAAAAACAUAUGGACUGGAGCAUACGAAAGGCACUUUUUUUUUUUCCUUUUUCUUUUUUUUUAAGUGCUGAGUCUCGCCAAUUUCAGAAAUUGUACCGCUGAGCUGAAUUCAGAAGGAAACUUGUGGAUUUUUUUUCAAUCAAAAUAAUUAAACUUGCCCUUCCUCCAAGUCAUAAGAGACCUGUUGAAUUGAUUCUGAGUUUCUCUUUCCCUGAUGGAGCAAACGGCAUGCAGAUGUCUGCGGGACCCCAUAUUCAGAUGAUAAGUUAUACAAUUUAUGUUGGAAGCAAAAGAAUAAAUAGAUAAUUCAUCUUUUGCAUUAAUUCGUUUUCUAAGAGCGGGGAAAGCCUUAAUGACAGUUAAUCCGAAGGUAUUUCUGUUCCCUCCGCACAAUAGAAAACCAUUUGCAUGCAUCGAAACGCAUGUGUACGUUCAGACAUGUGUGCCCCUCACCCAGUGAUGCCACCUUCCCGAGCAACUGUAGCACUGCAGUGGUCUCUCUGGCAAAUUCCUAGGCUUUGGAAAGUCCUUGUAAAACCCGGGUAUACGUCUCUUCGUACCGCGGUGGUCGUAGGUCUUCUUCUCUAAUUUCAUUACAGCAGAGUACAUGCACACCUGUAUACACGAAAUACAUGAAAUACACACAAUCAAGAUAAAUGAGGUGUCUUCCCUGGGUUUUCUUUUCGUAAAAUAAACACUGUCACGUCUGCUUAUUCAGCAACCACUAGACGAAACAGAUAGCUUUCUAAUGUACGUGUAUACAGUGAAAUUCCACCUGUCGGCUGCACUAAGAGAGGGAUAGAGGAGGACAGUCUCUUCGAAUCAAUAACUCACGAUUAAAAGAACCAUUGGUGAGGAAAAAAUAAUGUCCAGCUCUGAGUGAGGAGGGACAGAUGUGUCAGGUGACUUUGCCCUAAAGUAGACGGGAUUGGAAAUAAUGGACCAUGGAAAAAAUAGUUUAAUUUUUCAUUGCAGCCUGCCUCUGAUUGCAAAAAAUCCCGUCUGGGAAAGCUCGGUGGUUUCUGUCAAGCAUCCUCCCCUCCUUCCUGGAAUUCCGUAACUUGUCUUUUUCCAUGCAGACGGCGCUGGCUAUGGGGCAGCGCACGCAAAUGUGUAUCAUCGCACUGUCCCGCAAGCGCUCGGCAGCCGGUGGCCCCGCUAACACCAAACACAGACCUCUUCCCCUCUACUUCCCGCUUCUGUACGAGAAGCCAAAGGGCGGCCCUUCUCUGGAAAUUAACCUCUUUAGAUCGCUUUCAGCACGACUUCCCUCGCCAUGAUUCUUCUCCGGGUGCUCAGACAUCUGCCGGCCGGGACACCAUUUUCGGGGGAAUCCCUAGUCCCACCCGGCCGCCCAUGAGGCAGGUACCCCGUCCCCCACACCGAAGCGGAGCUACCGACGAGCCACGCGGAGUGAACGUUUCUGCUUUUAAACAGACUACCUUCCCCUCCAGCCUCCUCCCCCCCCAGAGGGAGUCCGCAAAAACCUGCUAACACACGCGGGCAAGCCAAACCUGGCGGUCCCACAAGAGCUUUUGAAACCAGUCCCAGAGAUGCUGCUGCGCCUGCGGCUGCAAGACGGCGCGGUCCGCCCGGGUGAGCGGCGCAAAACUCCGCGGCCGCGCCGGGGCGGAGCCUGGGGCCCUGCGGCAGACCGGCUGGAAGGAACCGUGUUCUGUGCCUCCUCCCGGCCUCAGGUACGCUGCCGCCCUGACUGGGCUGCGCUGGGCCGCCCUCUGGCAGAGCAGACCACUGCCACCGUCGAGCGAGCGGCCUGGGUUGAUUACUCGCCCUGACGCGGACAACUCGCGGCCCGGUCCGGUCCUGCCUUCGGCAACCACGCAAGGCAUUUGGAGACACUGUGGGGCGCAUGGGGGCGUGCGGGGUGAGGGGAGCCCGCUGCCGACGCUAUAAAUCCCUCGGCAAUUGAGUUCUGCACCUUUGAUUUGAAAAAUCGGAUUCUUUGAGUGGAAACAGUUGACAGGAACCUAAAAGGAUUAGCUGCAUUCCACACAGGAUCAUUUUUACUCGUAACAUUUUGAAACGAUUGAUCCCUUCCAGACCAUAAACAAUGUCCAGAAAAAUGA